Bubalus bubalis (water buffalo) is the source of this 1080-nucleotide messenger RNA. Its product is annotated as small integral membrane protein 10-like protein 2A. NCBI's taxonomy places the organism in Eukaryota, Metazoa, Chordata, Mammalia, Artiodactyla, Bovidae. The transcript has 2 exons. The coding region runs from base 138 to 458 and encodes 106 amino acids. The record is from RefSeq and is a predicted model, not a curated record.
GGCAAGGGGGCGGAGCUGUCCCUGGACAGCUCAGGCCUGGCUUGGAUGUGGCAGAGGCGGCAGUGGGAGACCACCCCUCGAGGGGAGACCGACGGUAGGGCGCGGCGGGGAGGGGCGGGGUGAGACUUGAAUGCUGUAUGCCAGGAGCUCCAGGCAUCGAGUCCACCUGCCCGCCAGCUCGUGCUGUGGUCGGUCUGCGGGGCCCGCGCCGGCCCAGGCCCAUGGCGGGGUCGGGGGCUCUGUCUGCGGCGGCGGCAGCAGCGGCCCUGUCGGGCGUGGCAGUGCGGCUGGCGCGCUCAGCCGCGAUACGCGGCUCCUAUGGCGCCUUCUGCAAGGGGCUCACGCGCACGUUGAUCACCUUCUUCGACCUGGCCUGGCGUCUGCGCAUGAACUUCCCCUAUUUCUACAUCGUGGCCUCGGUGAUGCUCAACGUGCGCCUGCAGGUGAGGAUCGAGUGAACGCCCACUACCACCUCCAUCCGGGAGCGAUGGCAGGAGCAUCAGCAUGAAGGAUCAUGGGGCCGGGGGCCGCCGGGACGUGCCGGGGAAGGGGCAGCCCGGGCCUCUAAGCCCUAGACCUCCGCGGAAGACGUAGCCACCGAGCCCCGGCUCCGGCCAGCCACGUCGCGGCUGGUGACAAACUGCACAGAAAACUAGCAAAAAGGGCCCUUUCCGUCUAACUCAAGAAAAUUAUCUGAGUGCAGCCGACCUGUUGCCUCACUUUGGCUGAAGCGGGGAGCAGAAGGAAGAAAUUCUUCAUUAGAAACAUGAAUGACUGACCCUGACCGAAAAGGCUGACCUCCUGCUAGGAUCACACAGGAGCAUCUGCUCUGGAUGGGCCUGCAGCGGUCCUGGCUGAGCUGCUGACUGGUGCACCAGGAGCGGCACUGAGCGGGGGAGCCUCACCCCCAUCCCAGAUCCACAUCUGCCCCCUCACUGAUUGCUCGCGGUCCUGGUCCUCAGUUCCUGGGACUAAGAACCACAGCAGCCUGGUUGCCCCUGGGACAGAGGGGCUGAGCCUCACACCAUGUGCCCUUCUCAGCCACCCAGGUCCCAGCUGAAGAGCUCUCCCUGCCUCACC